AUGUCGAAACUGCAGAGAUCGCUCAACGAGCGGGACACGACUCCCCAGCAGCAGCAGCAGCAGCAGCAGCAAAAGUCCCCCGCAGCCGCGCCCUCCCCCUCGCCCAUCGUGACCCUCACCGUGGGCCGUGACGGCCGGCUCUUUGCAGCGCACGAGGAUGUGCUCCGCCAGUCGCCCUUCUUUGAGGCUGCCUGCCGCGGAAGCCCCUUUGAUGCGCAGAGCAAGAGAAUCUCCCUCCCCGACGAAGAACCCGAGGUCUUCUCGGCCGUCCUCGAGUACCUGUACAAGGGUGACUACUACCCCCGUCUACUCCACAACAGACACCGAAACUCUUGGGAACUCGAGGACUACGGUCGAACACCUCAGUCAUCCCCCAACCCCGAAACCGGAGGUGGCCGCGCCGGCGAAGCCUCCGUCUACCUGUCCAGCCUGGGCGUCGAAAUCCUCCGCGACACUGUCAUCUACUGCGCCGCCGACCGCUACGGCCUUGAAGAGCUAAAGCGCCUGGCCCUGCGCAAGCAAGGGCUUCAGGCCGGCAUCGACGUCGCCACCAUCCUGCGGUCAGCCCAGUACGCCUACACCCACACCCCAGACUCGGACAGCCGCCUGCGCGCUCACUACCUCGCCCUGAUCAUCCGCUGUCGCAAAACCUUUAAGCGGAGCGGGACCAUGCAGGCCGAGAUGGAGGCGGGCGGCAGCAAGCUCUUCUUCGACCUGUUUGUAGCCAUGUGCAACCACCUGGACGAUGUCAUCGACGUCAGCAAUGCUCGGACGCCAAAGACUGUCUGA
Molecule: messenger RNA, 789 nt
Organism: Fusarium vanettenii 77-13-4
Lineage: Eukaryota; Fungi; Ascomycota; Sordariomycetes; Hypocreales; Nectriaceae
Exons: 1
Coding region: 1-789 (262 amino acids)
Molecular function (GO): protein binding
Source: RefSeq, a predicted model, not a curated record